AUGGAAGCAACUCUUAGCUUCACUCCGCAAGUAUUUGGGUUCCGAACCCUCAAUUUUCGAGGCCCACACACUGGAGGUAAACUUCAAUUAUGCUAUCCCCUGUGUGCAAAAGCCAGUUUUUCUGACAAGAUGAAUCUAGCAGAAUCCAGCAGAAGGCAUUUCUUGUUAUGUAACAGACCUAUUCCGUUCAGAACAAACAAAAAAUUCUCCAUUAAUUCUUCAGAUCAGCUUCAAACUGAUUAUGCAAAUGCGGAGACAACACCUGCACUUGAAGCUGUACCACCAAAAUCUGAUGAUGGGGCUGCUCUUCUCAAUUUGCAUGAUGUCAAUAACUUGAACCCUUUGCCAUCUCAACCUAAAAUGUUUCGAAACAGGUUCAUCAAUUUUGGACGGAUGAGUUCUGUUAUCAAUAGUGCUGCUGAAUCAUUUUUCAAGAGUGAAAUACGACGGAGGUUAUUUGUGACAGCUGCUUUAAUUGUAAUCAGUCGUGUUGGAUAUUUUAUUCCUCUGCCUGGAUUCGAUAGAAGGUUGAUACCUCGAGAUUACCUAAGCUUUGUCUCUGGAUCUGUUGAUGAAUUAGACUUCUCCGCAGAGCUGAAACUGUCACUCUUUCAGCUUGGAAUCAGUCCUCAGAUAUUAGCAUCAAUACUCAUGCAGGUACUCUGUCAUGUUGUUCCAUCCCUGGUAAAGCUGCGGAAAGAAGGCUUGGAUGGCCAUGAGAAGAUUAAGAGUCAAGGUUCAUCUCUAAUUAUAUGUGUGGGGAUCCUGACGGGUUACACUGAAACAUUAUACAAGAUGCUGUCUCAGCUCUCAGGGAGUGCUGCUAGUUGGUGGCCAUAUAUGUUUGCUGUAUUGGGUGUUUUUACCUUUGUCACUAUGUGGGCAGUGGUGGUGACUGAGGGUUGCAGGAAAAUAAAGCUGCAGUACUAUGGCUUCAAACUUGCCUCUGAUGCAAGAGAUGAUUCACCAAUUACUGAAGUGGAGCCUUAUAUCCCCUUCAACAUUAAUCCAUCUGGAAUGCAGCCUCUUCUCACUGCAACUUAUCUCUUGGCUAUUCCUAGUAUUCUUGCUGGUGGCGCCUCACCAAAACUUGUGUCGGUAAGGGUUCUAACACAUAGCAUUUGUGGCAGCAUCCUUGGGUCACCUUUCUGGGAGCACGUUAAGGAGAUAUUGAACCCUGAAACUUCUAUUGGUGCAGAGCCCUGGGUUUACUAUUCAAUAUAUGCCUUUUUUGUCUUCUUAUUCAAUAUAUUUGACAUUGCCAACUUGCCAAAGGAGAUUGCAGAUUACUUGAACAAAAUGGGAGCUAGGAUUCCAAAUGUAAAACCCGGGAAGGCUACCAUUGCGUACCUCACUAAGAUCCAGGGGUCAACACGAUUCUGGGGAGGUCUGUUGUUGAGUGUAUUGGCAACUACAUCAACCAUUCUUGACCAUUACUUGCGUCGUAUCAAUGAGGGAUUUGCAAUUGGGUUUACAUCAGUGGGUUCUAUUAUUGAAUUAAGAAGAUCCUAUCAAGCAUAUAAUGUUAUGCCAAGUUUAAGCAAAGCUCUGAGGCGGUAUGGUGUGUAA
This is a messenger RNA of Dovyalis caffra, 1569 nucleotides long. The record is from the annotation of a GenBank genome assembly. NCBI's taxonomy places the organism in Eukaryota, Viridiplantae, Streptophyta, Magnoliopsida, Malpighiales, Salicaceae.